AAUCUCUGAUUUUUUUAAUAAUUGUUUUCAUAUUAGCUUUCAUCAAAAAAAAAAAGCUUCUACGUAAUCACAUCAAGUAUUGGGAUCAGUGUUCGUACUUUAAAACACAGGAAAAAGAAGCAAUCUCAAGUUCGUUUUCAAGGAGAGAGCAAGGUUUCAAAUCUCGGGCGACAUUUUGAGUUUACGGCGAUUGCGGCCAUAGCAGCCUCCUAUUGGACACGAUUGCGGGUGUAGCGGGUAUCUUGGACGGCCUAUUUUGCGGUCGCUUACCGCUAUUUGAAACCCCGGGAGAGAGUAAAAAGCCCAGGAAUGCCGGAAUAUGUGCCUCAUCCUUCAAAAUUCCCUCUUUGAAGUUGAUGAGCUUACUGGUUUUUGAAAAUUGACCUUAUUCAUCUUUGAUGAUAUUGGAUUUGAAGUUAUGGGCGAAACAUCAUUAAAUUUCGAUGCAUAAAAGCAGAAAAGGACUGUAAGUACUAAGGGAACGCCUUCUCGGGUUUUACAUGAACUUUGUGGAGACGGUUGAGCUUGAUCACAGAUACUACCUGCUCUGUGAAUUAUAAAAAUUGUGCUCGCAAGGUGUUGGUUAAUAUUUCUGUAUAUUACGUUAGUUUGGAAUGGAAAAUAAACCAAGUGUAUUGACCCGAAGAUAUGAAAUCGGGCGAUUACUUGGCCAAGGUGCCUUUGCGAAGGUGUAUUAUGCGAGGAGUAUACAAACCAACCAGAGUGCGGCUAUAAAAGUGAUAGACAAGGAAAAGGUCACGAAGGUUGGGACGAUUAAUCAGAUCAAGCGAGAGAUUUCAGUGAUGAGAAUAGCUAGACACCCUAAUAUUGUGCAGCUUUAUGAGGUAAUGGCCACCAAAACCAAGAUUUUCUUUGUUAUGGAAUACUGCAAAGGUGGAGAGCUCUUUGACAAAGUUGCUAAUGGAAGACUGAAGGUUGAUGUUGCAAGAAAGUAUUUUAUUCAGCUGAUCAAUGCAGUUGAUUUCUGCCAUAGUAGGGGUGUUUAUCACCGCGAUAUAAAGCCCGAGAACCUGCUGUUGGAUGAGAAUGAGAAUCUAAAGGUCUCCGAUUUCGGUUUAAGUGCACUAGCAGAAUCAAAACGCCAAGAUGGCCUGCUUCAUACUACUUGUGGUACUCCUGCAUAUGUUGCUCCUGAAGUGAUCAGAAGAAAAGGUUAUGAUGGAGUAGCAGCUGAUAUUUGGUCUUGCGGAGUUGUGCUAUACGUCUUACUGGCAGGUUAUCUCCCAUUUCAUGAUUCAAACUUGAUGGAGAUGUACAGGAAAAUUGGCAAAGCAGACUUCAGAUAUCCUAGCUGGUUCCCUCCGGAAGCACGCAGGCUGGUGUCUAAGAUGCUGGAUCCAAACCCGACUUCUAGGAUUUCAAUGUCUAAGAUUAGGGGAAGUGUUUGGUUUAAGAAAGGACUGAUUGCGGAACUAAAAAAACCUGAAAUCGAAAACGAGCAAGCUUAUCAGGAUAGUGGGAAUAGCAAUGACAAUGCUGAGAGUAAACAAGAAUCAGUUCAACUUCCAAACCUAAACGCUUUUGAUAUCAUAUCACUUUCAGAUGGGUUUGAUCUGUCAGGAUUGUUUGACGGAAUUUCUGAAAAGAGAGAAACAAAAUUUUCAUCUAGACAACCCGCGUCGGUCAUCAUCUCUAAGCUGGAAGAAGCCGCUAGACGUUUGAAACUAAAGGUGAAAAAGAAGGAUGCAGGUGUGUGGAAACUGGAAAGGCUAAAGGAGGGUCGAAAAGGGAUCUUAUCGAUCGAUGCGGAGAUCUUUGAAGUGACUCCGAUGUUUCACCUGGUGGAGAUUAAGAAAUCUAAUGGGGACACUUUGGAAUAUCAGAAGAUGGUAAAAGAGGAUAUGAGGCCUGCUCUCCAAGAUAUUGUAUGGGUUUGGCAGGGUGAUCAACAACAGCAGGGACUUCAACUAGAGGAACAGCAGGAGCAGCCUCAACAGAAUGAUUCUAGCGCUGCCUCCACAAGCAGCUGUGACAAACCUUCUUGAAAUCGCUAAUUUCUCAAGAUAUGAUGUGUUUGUACAUUGCCAUACUGUGUUUUAGAACACAUUUGUUUUGCACUUCUUAUGAUUGUAUGAAGUCUGUUUCAGUGAAGUUACUGUCCUUUGGCAAAAGUAACUGAUAGCUAUCAUUUGACAUCGUCCCCUACCUGUAAAAAUACCCAUCUCCCUCAACCUCUGUCUAACACAUACUAAAAUGGAGUUAUUAGAUGAAUGAAAAUGGGAUUAGUGCGUCCUGCACUUGAUUUUGA
Molecule: messenger RNA, 2269 nt
Organism: Hibiscus syriacus
Lineage: Eukaryota; Viridiplantae; Streptophyta; Magnoliopsida; Malvales; Malvaceae
Product: CBL-interacting serine/threonine-protein kinase 10-like
Exons: 2
Coding region: 615-2006 (463 amino acids)
Biological process (GO): protein phosphorylation; signal transduction
Molecular function (GO): protein kinase activity; ATP binding
Source: RefSeq, a predicted model, not a curated record